This is a messenger RNA of Toxoplasma gondii ME49, 6969 nucleotides long. RefSeq lists its product as hypothetical. Gene Ontology annotation, molecular function: protein binding. NCBI's taxonomy places the organism in Eukaryota, Apicomplexa, Conoidasida, Eucoccidiorida, Sarcocystidae. The transcript has 52 exons. Gene Ontology annotation, biological process: organelle organization. The record is from RefSeq and is a predicted model, not a curated record. Gene Ontology annotation, cellular component: cytoplasm. Bases 1 to 6969 code for a protein of 2322 amino acids.
AUGUUGCAACUCGCAGAGGCGUCCUUCCAGAAUCUGUCGGGGGAGGACUUGCUUUCCGGGAAAAGUGACCGCAAUGAGAAGGCCUCCUCUUUCGGCACUGGCCAGGCAGCUGUUGCUGUCAACGUUUCGUACUUUUUUCUACAAGUCGAGAUCGCGCAGGAGCUUCCUGAAGGAACUCCGCUAGCUCUCGCGGUCAUGUACAGAGAUGAGAAGCUCUGUCGAGUUUGCCAGCAGCCGGAGCGGGUCGUCUUCAAGUCAGUGUAUUCGAGGCGACCUAAGGAACCGCUGAUCAUGGACAUCAACCGGACCUUCUUCUUGCCCUUUUUUUACAUUUUUCCGUCUGGAGACCCCGCGCUCGACAUUGUCAUUGUCCAUGAAUCCACAAACAAACUGAGAAAAAUUAUUGCGAGGACGCGCCUGGACUUGGGUCCCUCCUACCGGCGUCUGGGGCUACUCCGCAGGGCACGGGAGUUUCUGCUUCUCCCCCGAAUGGAGCCUGCAGGUUUUAUAAAACUUGCCGCGCGCGUUGCUCACUUCCCUGACGGUUCGCUUCCGUCAAGCUUUCUCUGGGACUUGGACGUCUUGAAGCGGAAGGCUGACGCCUUGGUUGAUGGCAUCGAGAGAGGGCGACUUGCCCAUAAAGAUGCGACACUCAAGUCGCUGGACACCGAGGAAAGGAUUCACGAAUACGAAGGAUUCCUUACGAAGGAUCACGGCUUUGCAGGUUGUACAGCGGAGGCCAGGGCGACAGAGAGUAGGUCUCCAGGUGGAGACACUGGGGUGUCUGUGGGGAGUGAACGGCGCCAGCGUCUCGUGCACGAGGCGCAGCAGCUGCAGCGGUUCGAGGAAACGGAACUUGAAAGCUGGCUUGAAACGGAGAGAUUGAGCAAGCUACAGGGAGCGGUUGCCGCCGGGAGACGAGCACCCGAGAGCACGGAUGACUCUUCCGAAGAUGAAGAAGAUAGGAUGUGGAGAGAGUUGCAGCUGCGGAGGGCGAAGAGAAGACAGAAAGAGGUGGAAGCAGUCAUGUUCGGAGGAGAAAGUGAAGCAGCACGCGCUAUGCGAAACAUCCGUACUCGUGCGCUGGACCUGGCGCUUGCCAAAGGCAGUAUGACAGCUUCGACUUUGGCGCUUCGAGCGCUGAACGAAGAGUUCGACGAGGGAAAUGAUGAGGAGUCUUGUGCCGUGACGGUGUUUCCGCGGCUACACGUAAAGGGAGCUGCUUCAGCGGACUGCUCCAUCAAGAACCUUGCAUCGCUGUUUCUCGAAACGUCGCCUGAGGAGAUGUUCGCGGUGUGCCCUGUUCCGCUCUUCUCUCCGGAGCGGAUCUUCCAACGAAUCAACGCGUUUAUGAAACGAGGCUCCAGUGUGUCAGAGGGUACCAGUAUCUGGCUCCGGUCGCCCCAGCACGUCUGCAAUAAACUCCUCGACAAAGUUGUAUCCAGAGAUAUUUCUAGCGCGCGAGUUACCGACGAAAUCGAUCCAAAGAAGAACACCGUCUAUUGGCACAUUCUCGCGUCGUGCCAAUGCAUCAGCGCCAGCAGCGCCUUUGCCUUCGUCGCCACUAACACUGCCAUUGAAAUCAUCGAGAGACAUAUCUAUGGCAUUUCUGAAGAUUCACUCUUAAUCGGAUCACUGCCAUUUGACAAUCCCACUCCAAGCGGCUUGUUCCUGCGCACAAAGGUCACGAAGGCCAACGCAGAUAUUGAAACGAGGGAGUCCAUUGCGAAGAGCCUGCAGAGUCUUCAGAAGCGUAUUUUGCUCGCACAACAGCGAGCCUUCAACGCGGUCAGUGUGGCUGAGUUGGAACAGAAAAAACAGAGAGGGGAGGUUCUUUCACAGGCAGAAAGAGAGCAACUUUCCAAGUGGAAGGCGGAGGGUGUAGGCGACAAGCUGCAACUCCAGAAGAAGUCACCCCGCACUGCGCGGCGGCUGGGACGACAGCAAAGUAAGUCGUUCGCAGAUGAAAUGGCGGCCGAAUGGUCUCAAGGAAAACGGGAACGGGUUGAGGGCGGAAGUGUAAGCGGCAGAGGAAGUGCGAACGAACCGUUCGUGUCGCACGAGAGUGGACGCCGUCAAGGGUGGAAACGGCAGGUGGCACCAUCAGGUGAAGCUCGCGAGUAUGUCGAAAGCUCCCGUCUUGAUGAUGGGCUAGCCAAAGGCGACAAACUCGAUGCGCAUCACGCUGCGAGAAAGCGAUGGACAACUUUUGAGAAAGACUUUGUUUUCGAUCGCGUUGAGAGAAAGGCAAGGGAACGGAGAAAAUCUCUAGAAGUUCUCAAACGUCAGUGGGCUGGAGGAGAUCUUGACCUCUGUCUUCUCCCCGACAAUCAUCCCUUCAACGUUUUCAGGCUCUUCAAAUUCGACAGGAUGUUCAUGGCCAGAUCUAGGACAGAAGCAUCGUCGUGCGGUUGCCAGCUUGCAAUUCUCGUGUUGGGCGACGAAGAACACGACAUUGAAGAAGCAAGCAAGUUGUAUGGCAUCGAAAUUCAAGCCCAACAAGUGAUGAAUGACGCAAUUGUCGAGCUCAAACGCCGCAGCGGUCUUCAGGCCGAAACACGCGAGCACUCCACAAAGGACGGCACCAAGAAGCGUCAUUCAGAACGUGGCCCUUUCACUGUUCUUCAAGUGCAUUUGAUGACAGCGAUUGAUUACAAGGGGUUCCGUGUUGUCGUGUUCUCUCUACCGGCCACUGUCCCAAGACUACUCAAUUGGCCUCAGCCCGUCUCAUCUCAGCUGUCCCAGGAACUGGCGUUUGUUGAGCAACGGUUAAAUCUCGCGUCGCUCGUCAAGCCUCAGACAUGGAAGGGCUCUGUUAAGAACGAUGAAAUCUUAAUGAAGACUGUUCUACUCUCGCUCGAUCCAAGCGACGAUGAUUCCGUCGUCUUCUACCGGCUCUGUUUCGCGUUUCCUCAAAUGGAUAACUCCAGCACGGAGGAAGAAGAACAACGGCAACCAUCCGGCUACGUUUCUGAAGGCAGGAGGAGAGCAAAACUCUGCGAACGUAUCAGGUGCAAUGCAUUCGUCCACGCUCGGGACUUCGAAUUGGCCAUUCGCCACCAACAAGUCUCGCAACAAUCCCACGAAGGUCGAGUUUGCACAGAGCUCCUUCAGGUUGUCAAGACAGCAGAGACCGGAAAUGCGUCUCACUUGGCAGGCCUCCAGCGCCUUUCCCGUGGCGCUGUCAUAAGUACAUAUUUGGACCCUUUGGUGCACUCCCCCAUUGUGAAUAUGUAUGCACCCGACGAAGUACUAAUGAACUUCCUUCUGGGACACACUCCAAGCGGAUACAAGGAGACCGGCGAACCAAGCAUCGCAGGGCCUUUCCCGAAUUCUCGGGCUCGCCGUCUUGCUGGCGCUGUCCGGACUGAGAUCCUGAACAAGGCCCUGGCUGAACUGGAAGGCAUGCCGCCUUUUACACCAAUGGACUCUAUCACCUUAACUCAUUUCUUUCAUCUGAGAGGAAUCAAUAUGCGACUACUCGGACAUAUGAUACGCGGCACGCGCGCGGCCUGGCUGCAACACAUGCUUCACGUGGAAGUCGUUGCGAGAACAGUGAAGCGAAUCCUAAGGGACGUUCUUCGUUCCCUCGUUUUUUCUGCCCAUGGCUACCUACAAACAGCUCGUGCACGCAUGCAGCGCGGCAUGAAGAAACUACUGAAGCGACCCACCUUCGACAUAAGUGCAGCUCGAGAUUUUCGGAUGUUUCACCCGGGCGACUGCACUCCCGAAGAAUCCUCAGAGAGCGACGACGAUGACGACAGUUCUUCUGUUUCCAGUCGGACUACAGCUGAUGACUCGGUGGAUGGUUGUCAUGCGGGCGAACGAAUGAGACCUGGAUACUCCCGCGAGUCCCUGCUGCGCGAAACCUGCCUCAAUGCUCCCUUCGACAUCGCCACUCAGCUGCUCGAUGACAUUCCUUACCUCCUCGAUCUCAUGUCUCAAACGUUCCGGCAUUUUUCAUGGACGGACAUCGUGCUGCUAAAUCUUUUCAAUCUUACCCUUGGCGACUCCUCUGAGAGUGACGAGUUCUGGAGCAGCUUCCUUGCUACACGGUGUAGCCAGUACUUUGACGUGGAAGCCGGAAGCAUUGCGAAGUCCCGCAUAAGCAGGCCAGCUCUCUACGUUGCUAUGCAGCAUCACUGCGGAAUCUCCUUCCUACCCGACGCGGGCGCGUUGAACACCAUGCGGCCUUCGGCACAUCCUCUCCAACCGUCUCACCUACGACUGUGGCUCCCCGCCCUGCGUCGAACGAUUGAACUGCCCCCGCGGCUCCCUCUACUUCGCUUCGUGACCAACCCCGGCAUGAUACCUCUUCUGUGUCAACAAGAUGCGGACCUCAUCGUUAGUCCAUCUCCGUCACAAAUUCUCCUGUCGAAAUUCAUCGGCCAUACGCUGGUCCAGUGCGCAGCGCCGCUGUGGCGUGUAUGGGACGCAGUGGAAAAAGGGCUGGAUUCUGACAACCUGCUCGCUGCCUACGUUUCGACGAAGGCGCACCCUCUUAUAAUACGCCAAAGCAACUGGCACCUCCCCGAUGCCGUUCUAGAUAUAGUCGGAGGAGCAAUCCGAUUCGGCGUCUGGAAGGUCGCGCGAUAUCUCGCCGAAAGGUGCUUGAACUUCUAUCCCGAGUCUCAUGCCGCUGCAACACAGAAUCGUCUUCUGGUGUUUCUUAUAGAACUCCAUGGCAGCGGCUUGCCUACUUCAAAUCCGCGCCUUGUGAAUCUCAUAGGAGCAUGCGGCCGCGCCAUUAAGGAUCACUGGGAAGAUACGCAUCCUGUCCGGCUCGACCUUCUUACCUAUCAGGCGUGGCACAUGCACGUCUCUGGAGAUCUGUCGGAGUGCGCUUGGGUACUUCGCAGCGCACUGACCGUAGCAGCCGCCAUGAUUGGCAAUCGAAACUACACGGAUCGCAACGAAGUCCGCAAACUCCUGAUGCUGACUUCGUUGUCUCUAAAGCCCUUUAGACAACAGCUGGAGGCGACGACGCCUCGUCAAGUGACGAACUUGCGUAUGGCAGGCCUUCUGCGUCUUCUGGCUCGAGCGAAGUUACUGUGGCUCCUCGACCUCGACCAAAAACGGAAGUGCCCGACCUUCAGCAGUCCUGGGAAUCGCAGCGACGUGGCGACGGAGGCGUGCAAUUGUCUUCAGUGGGCAUUAGAUGCGUACGAUUUUCAUUUGGGGAGCGAAACGCCCCUCACUGUCGGCACGGCUUACGAGCUGGCAAUGGCUAUUUUCCUUUUGAGGAAAGCGACACGAAGUGACGAAGCUCUCUUGCUGGUAGAGACUGCUGCUCGACUCGCAGAGGCGUCACUUCGAGUACGAACUCAAUUAUUUGGGAGACAGCACGUCACUACGCUAAACACAGCCCUCCUUUUGGGGUUGCUUCUGGCUGACCAAGGAAAACACCGGCGGGCGAUGAGUUUGAUUGAAGCGGUCAUCCGGAACAGUUUCAUAAGAUCUUUACGGUCCCCCGCAAGAAGAAGAUACCGCCCAGAAGAUUCUUUUUCGCAAACCUUGUGGUGUCUCCCCGAUGCGUUUUUCUACGAUACGUUUCACACGCAUGGCCGCAUCAUACAGCCAGAUGCUCUACAUGACGCGCUCCUCGCUCACCACAAAAGGAGAAUAGAAGCAGCUGCGAUGACGAGACGAGACGGAGACAGUAAAGAAGAAUGUUCCAGACAAGAAAACAAACAGGUCCCACAUUCCGGGCAGGACACGCAAGCAGAAAACAGUGGCGACAGCGGUCCUCCAUUCAAGGAGGUGGGACAAGCGGCUGAGAAGCACAAGAACAAACCUGCUGCUGGGGACCAUGUUGAAGAAGCGUCUGUGCAGAAUAAACCUACGGAUGAUGACAGCGAAGACGACGACUCCGUGGCCCUCGUCACGUUUGCCGAACAGACCAGAGACUCUUACGCAUUUUUGACGCACCAAGACGAAGUUCCUUCAGAUCAUCUCAUCCCGUCAAUUCAAGACCUCGAAGAGACCCUCAUUCGCAUCUACAUAAACCACGGAAUUGAUAGUGCUUUGGAACGGCGGCUUUGUUCUCUUUUCCUAACUUUGGAUGUGCUCGAAAGGAAAGACUACCAGCCCAUGUCAGUCACCUUGGCCCGUUACGAGCAGGCAUCUGCCGGCGAUGAUGACCAGUGCUACGGCUACCUCAGAUGGCUUCUCGACUCCUCGAACAGCUCAGAGAUGCAAGCGCUCGAAUACCUUCAACACUACCCGAAUAAAAAGUCACCUGCGGAAAUUUUUGAUCCAGAUGGAGAUCUGUCAUUCUCAAUAUGCCAUGGAACCCCUCCCACCAAGGGAUCGAAUUAUUGCACCGCUCUGGAUCGAUUCAUCAGUUCGCUGGUCUCCAAAGCACAGGUAGCCAUAAUCGAUGUUCGCCGUCGCUUGCUUAGAGGCGAGAAACCAAAACUCUUCGCGAGGACGGAAUUUCCAAGCUGGAAGCGGAAACUAUUAAAGGCAAUGCAGAAAAUAUGGUGCAUUUUAAGCCUUCUAGAUGUAUAUCGAAAACGCGCCCCGCCUGACAAAGACGCAGAGAUGGAGAAGACCAAGCACUGUCCGUGCAGAAUGCUACCAGACGACCUUGACCCUAAAAUGCUGCGCGCAGUUGUGGAGCUGCUUGGCACGCAGAAGUUUCAAGAACUCUUUCCAAACCAGCCAAUUCGCGACGCUACGAUUCACAAACUUUCUGAAGAGCAAACCGUUCGACAUGCAUCUGCCAAAGCACGGACAGGCAUUCGUCUACCGCUUGAUUUACGGUCCGAGGCACUGGAUAUGCUGGCAAGUCUUCUAUACCACUUCAUGGAUGUUCGGAUUUUCCGACAGAGAUGGAGACGGAGAUUCAAGGAUAGUAGGGGGGCUGUACAUGCAGAAGACAGGAAUGACAGUAAUAAUUCCGUCGUACAUCUUACCGAGUUUGAGCAACUCGACGGGAUUCCCGUAACAAAAUCACUGGUGAGGUAG